CUCUCUCUCUCUAGCCAAAUUAGGUUUCAGUGAGCUCAAAUCAUGGUGACAAAGAAGUCGAACAAAGUGUCAGCGUGUCAAGCAGCAUCUCUAAAGAAAAUAUUAAAGAGAUGCUCAAGUCUUGGAAAGAAGAACCAAGGUAACGACGUGCCAAAAGGUCACUUCCCGGUCUACGUUGGUCAGUACCGGAGUCGUUACGUGGUGCCAAUCUCAUGGCUAGCUCAUCCUGAGUUUCAGUCACUCCUCCAACUAGCUGAGGAAGAGUUUGGGUUCGAGCACGACAUGGGUCUUACUAUCCCUUGUGAUGAAGUUGUCUUUCAAUCACUCAUCUCCAUGUUUUGAUAGAACUCGAUCUAGAGAGAGACUAAUUUAGCUCAAUUGGGAAUCUCUCAAGAUUAUAAUCUCUUUUAAGGUUCUUAAGGGACGUUUGAUCACAUUGCCACCUGAUCUAGACUCGGAAGAUCGAAACAUUAAACUUAUUAUUAAGAAAAUCGAGAAACAGUAUAUAAAUAAUAUGAUUUAGUUCUUUUCUUUGCUAAGAAGACGGAAGCAUAUGGCGGCCUGCGGGGAUCGCGUCAAGCAUCGACUCAAGAUUUGUGGCUAUAGUGAUGUAUAUAUAUAUAUCAGUUUUUAAAUCAAUCACUCUCUUAGGAUUCUUAUUUCUUUUUUUUUUCUUCUAUAUGUGAUAUCGGGUUCUUGUCUAUUUAUUUUGAAUCUUUUGAACAUGAGUCUGGGUGAAUGAGUUUUUCCUUAAGUCAGCGUGUAUUGUUGACCGUUGGUUUUUGAGAGGAAUAGCUAGUUUAUUUGUAUGAAGUUUAAAUCAAUAAAUUAGUACAAUAUAACCUCUUUAAAUUAAUACUCUAUAAAUUAAUAUAUAGUAAAAAAUUUUAUAAAAUAAUAUAAUUUUAUAGUUUUAAAUUAUUUUUGCUACAAUUAGUAUAUCGAUAAAUUAAUAAAAAAUUAUAGUUUUUAUAUAGUCUCAACAUUAUUAAUUUAUAGAGAUUUUACUGUAUACUAAUUUUCUAUUUGUCCUACAAAAUUUGAACUUUAGGUUACAAAAGAAAUACUGAUUAGAAAGAUAGUCGUGAACGUUUUGACUGCGAGUUUUUUUUGUAUGCAAACAUAAGAGAAAAACUAGUAAAACCAGUUGUUUUUCAUUGUUUCUGCAAGUUAUAUGUGAAACGUUAAAUGCAAAAUCCAUGAUAAAUGGCGAAACCCUGUUCGAUUCUAACUGGCCAUCCGGACUGUUUUAAAUGGUAAGAAUACAUGGCUACUGUGGGUUUCGUGGAACAAGUCGGUUAACCUCAGUCGCCGGAUCCCACGAAUAUA
Messenger RNA from Brassica rapa (field mustard), 1329 nucleotides. RefSeq names its product auxin-responsive protein SAUR50-like. The record is from RefSeq and is a predicted model, not a curated record. Lineage: Eukaryota; Viridiplantae; Streptophyta; Magnoliopsida; Brassicales; Brassicaceae. Gene Ontology annotation, biological process: response to auxin.